UAGAGAAAAAGGAGGAAAACAAUCAUCAAUGACAGCAGGGGAAGAGACGAGGAGUAUGUGCGUGUAGGUCCAUGUACACCUAGGCCUGUGUACACGAUGCUGAUGCGUGUACGGAGGCACCCUAAGCUACUGGGUGUGGUGGUGGGGGCGGCUGUCGCAUCCCUGUGCCUGGUGACGCUGGGGAUGUGGUGGAGUGGCGAUGACGGCCCCACACCACUGCCACACCACCACCGCCACGCUCUUGAUGGCAUGAAUGUCUCGCAGUUCAUUGACAGCCCAAGACAGCUCAUACUAGAACCGAGGAGAGCACUAGAGGCCUGUGGUGGUGGUGGUGGUGGUGGGGGAAAGGGUAAAGCUGGUGAUGGUGGUGUGGAGGUGUUGUUGUUGGUGCCCUCCUCCCCAAACAACCUGGCAGCAAGGAGUGCCGUGAGGGAGAGCUGGGGGGCGUAUCUCCCCGCCAACUGGGCCCUGGUGUUCUAUGUGGGGGCUGUGGACAGGGAGAGUGUACAGAAGGACCUCGCAGCAGAAGCACAGGCACAUCAGGACAUCGCUCAGGACGUCACCUUCAUCGACAGCUACUCUAACCUCACCCUCAAGACACUCGCCCUCCUCUCCUGGGCCCACCAAGCCUGCCCCACCACCUCCUUUGUCUUCAAGGUCGACGACGACGUUUAUGUAAAUGUUCCCAAGCUUCACGGGCUUGUCUCGUGCCUCAACGCUGCGAUAUGGAAUGUUUACAAGGAGAAGAGGCGCAGAGGGGACUCGCAUUCUCAGGAUAAGAAUUGCGAGGGGGUAAGAUCUCUCGUGAGUUACUACACUGAUGCCAAAAAUCAUCGCUACGAGUCUUACGUCCUCGCUGGGUAUCUCUACCGUGACAUAAAGCCAUACCGAGACCCCACGUCGAAAUGGUACGUACCCAAGACGUCAUUCCCUAGAGAGGUCCUUCCGCCAUUUCUCUCUGGGACGGCAUACCUAAUGAGCAUUAACAUAAUUCCCCAUCUGCUCAACGGCGCACGAAACACACCUGCGAUUGCUCUGGAGGAUGUGUACCUGACUGGACUAGUGGCAAGCGAGCAGUUAAAAUUACGUCUUAGCAAACUUGAGGGCAUCGACAGGUUCCGACCCCGAUGGCAGAGUGCGUGCGCCUACAAGACCACCCUCACCGCGCACGGCUUCACCCCCGGAGAGUUACGAGGCACCACGCACAUGGCUCUUGCGGUUGCCAACGAUGCGUGCGAUGGGGUGUUUACGAGAGUCGGUCUGGCCCUGAAUCGAAUUGUUACGUCGCUCUUCCCUCGUCUCCCUUCCUCGUCGAGUUUGCUGGAUUCGGCCGAUGUUAGUGUUACGAUCUGAGCCUGCUUUGUUAUGCUUGUUGUUUAUGUUAUUGAUUGUUUGUUGUGGUUGUGAAGGGAAGGUAAAAAAGGAGGAUUAAAAAUGAAAAAAUGAAGAGGGAAUAGAAGAGAAUGAGAAAAUAGUUGAAGAAGAGGAGAAGAGGACAGAGAAACUAAAGAGAAAAAUGAAAAUGGUGAGAAGGAAACUAAAGAAAAAUAAAUUGUUGUGGGUUGUGAAGUCAAGAUAAACAGUUGAUUGAGGAAUGAAAAGCAGGAUUAAAAAGGGAAAUGAAGGAAGAAGAUAAGGAGGAAACAGAGGAGGAGGGAACAAAGAGAAUGAGAAUAUAGCUGAAGAAGAAGAGAGGAAGACAAAGAAGAUAAUGAGAAAAAUGAAAAUGGUGAGAAGGAAACUAAAGAAAAAUAAAUUGUUGUGGGUUGUGAAGUCAAGAUAAACAGUUGAUUGAGGGAUGAAAAGCAGGAUUAAAAAGGGAAAUGAAGAAAGAGGGAAUAGAAGAUAAUGAGAAAA
Molecule: messenger RNA, 1857 nt
Organism: Eriocheir sinensis (Chinese mitten crab)
Lineage: Eukaryota; Metazoa; Arthropoda; Malacostraca; Decapoda; Varunidae
Product: beta-1,3-galactosyltransferase 5-like
Exons: 3
Coding region: 97-1353 (418 amino acids)
Cellular component (GO): membrane
Molecular function (GO): hexosyltransferase activity
Source: RefSeq, a predicted model, not a curated record